CCGUUCUAUUGUGAGAGACGCUCGACGCUCGAGAGCUUCUAUGGAACGCUGAAGCAUCUGAUCUGAACGCACACUGGAUCUGAGCUGCCUGACAGACUUACAAUUUACGCGUUAAACUGGAAUUAUUACUGUCCACCUGAAUUAUAAGAUAUCAAGAGUCUGAAGACAUGGAAUCAACAAAGCAAAGAGGCGUGAUAGCCUACGUCUGCUCCUCAAGCUCCGCCCCCAGCCCGGAGUCCUGCAUGAGUGACAGCUCUAACAGCCACUCCCCAUCAUCCUCCCCACCUCUGCUCUCUAAACCGAGCCGCCUGACAGACCUGCCCACCGCUGGACUGCUGUUGAAACACACUCACCCACGCGGACACGCUUCUGACAAGACCCUCGCUGCCAAGAGCUCCAUCACCAAGUUUAACGGGAUGGUGCUGCUGUGUAAAGUGUGUGGAGACAUCGCCUCGGGCUUCCACUACGGCGUUCAUGCCUGUGAAGGCUGCAAGGGCUUCUUCAGAAGAAGCAUCCAGCAGAAUAUCCAGUAUAAGAAAUGCCUGAAGACAGAAAGCUGCACUGUUGUGCGGAUAAACCGCAACCGCUGCCAGCAGUGCCGCUUCAAGAAGUGUUUAUCAGUCGGGAUGUCCCGAGACGCUGUGCGUUUCGGACGCAUCCCGAAGCGGGAGAAGCAGCGGAUGCUCCUGGAGAUGCAGACGGCCAUGAAUAACAUGAUGAACAACAGUCAGCUGCAGCACAUGCUUCACGGCGCCAUCGACAGCAGCCAGAGCGACUCCAGCUCCUCCCCGCCGUCGCCACCAGAUUCGCCGCGCUCCUCCUCCGAUCUCUCCCGGGACUCGGAGUCAGCCGUCCCUAUGGACACAGCCUCGUCUUGUUCGUCCGACAGCGGGGAGGAAGACGUGCCGAGCUCCGGACGCGUUCCCCUCGCAUCUCCGGCUGGCUCCGAAACGCUCAGCAGCUGCAGUAAAGAGGACGAGAAGCCGCCGCGGGAAUGCUGGAGCCGCUGGAACGAGAGCACCGCCGCUGGACCUUACAGGGAACACGUGACCCAGCAGUGCCGUCGAAGCCCAGAAAACCUGCCUUACCGCACAAACAACAUGAACGAAGUCCAGACUGGAGGAAACAGAGGACACCUGGUUUGUCCCAUGAGCGUUUCCCCCUUCGUGGACCCCUGCAAGCCCGGUCAUGAAAUCUGGGAGGAGUUUUCCAAGAGCUUCAUCCCUGCCGUACGAGAAGUUGUGGAAUUUGCCAAGCGAAUCCCGGGCUUCCAGGACCUCUCCCAACACGACCAGGUCCACCUCCUCAAGGCGGGAACCUUCGAGGUGCUGAUGGUGCGCUUCGUGCCGUUGUUCAAUGUGAAAGAGCGGACCGUGACGUUCCUGAGUGGCAGGACGUACAGCGUGGACCUGCUGCGCUCCAUGGGCGCCGGAGAGCUGCUCAACUGCAUGUUUGAGUUCAGCGAGAAGCUCACCGCCCUGCAGCUCAACGAGGAAGAGAUGAGACUCUUCUCCGCCGUGGUGCUGGUGUCUGCAGACCGAUCGGCCAUCGAGGACGUAAGCGGCGUGGAGGCCCUGCAGGAGACCCUGAUCAGAGCUCUGAGGAACCUGAUCAUGAAAACCCACUCGAACGAAGCCGCCGUCUUCACCAAGCUGCUGCUGAAGCUGCCUGAGCUGCGCUCGCUCAAUAACAUGCACUCCGAGGAGCUGCUCGCCUUCAAAAUCCAACCUUAAACCCCCUCUACUUGCUGUCCGACCAACCUGGGCUGUAAAUUUCCCUCUUGAAUGUAUUUAACGGGCUUUUUACUGUUUUGUGAAUAAAGACGCAUUCGGAAUUGUGGUUUGCUCAUCACGCACAAGCAAAGGUUGUCUGCGUUUCACAUGUGUUUGUAAAACACCAGACUCUUCGUCAGCAGCGUAUCAUCCUUUCAUUAUGUGCAAUAGCUGCUAACGCAUGCCUAUUUCUAUAAGAGCAGCUUUAUGUCGUAUCUUGUCCAAAAGAUUGAUUGUGUGUUGUAUAUGUAAAUAUACAUUAUAUGAUGUAAUUUUUUCCCUGAAUGUAUGUCUGUUGCUAGCAGCAAGUUGGCAUCCUGUAUGACAGGGGCAAUGCUUUUGCACGAGGUGUCGACGAACAGAUCGGGUGCAUUCGACUACCCUGACACCAUAAUAACAGUGCCGACUUGUAAUUUAUGAGCGGAGUCACUUUAAAUGGCGUUUUUCUAUAGACCACGUACAGAGAGGUGUUAUUAGUCUUCCAUUAUGCAGCGGGAAACGUGUAUAGCGGACGUGAACAAAACUAUGAAAGAGAUGGAGUUUAUUUGUACAGAUUGCCUUAUCACUUUUCGCCACAUUUACGGACACGGGGAACAUUAGUUGUUUUUCUUCUCUGUAAUAAUCGCGGAGCGGGGAAACGAUGUUACAAUCCCAGUUAUUUUGGGAUGCGCUGCUUCCGGUUUACUCUAUGCAUAUGGAGACAGCUUGACAAUAUGGACAUUUCUCAGCCUGUAACCCACAGGAAAAGACGUACUACUCUCUCGAUAGGCUCUGGUGUGUCCAUGUUUGUUGUUUCCUUAUAAAAACAGUGCAGUAUGUAUAGUUGUUUAUAUCUGUUAUAAAAACAAAACAAUAAACAUUUCCUUGUCAUUUA
This is a messenger RNA of Sinocyclocheilus rhinocerous, 2646 nucleotides long. RefSeq names its product nuclear receptor subfamily 1 group D member 2-like. Bases 168 to 1733 code for a protein of 521 amino acids. The record is from RefSeq and is a predicted model, not a curated record. Lineage: Eukaryota; Metazoa; Chordata; Actinopteri; Cypriniformes; Cyprinidae. Gene Ontology annotation, molecular function: RNA polymerase II cis-regulatory region sequence-specific DNA binding; nuclear receptor activity; zinc ion binding. Gene Ontology annotation, biological process: negative regulation of transcription by RNA polymerase II; cell differentiation; hormone-mediated signaling pathway. The transcript has 8 exons.